AAAAUAAAAUAAAAUAAUAAAGUCUUAUAAUCUCCUAAAACUGGUUCUAGCGACCGAUUUCUUCCACAUUAAUAUCUCCAUCCAAUUUUUUCCACAAUAAUAUCACUAUCCCAUCCCGAACACCCUCUCCUCAUCUGCACUCUUUAAAAGCCAUAAAUAAACCAUAUAAGGAAAAAAGAGGGAGGCCGGAGACUAUACAGACCACCAAAGAGUAAACAGGGAUGGAAAUGGUGGCUCCAGUGUCGGAAUUUAAUUUUCACACCGCCAUGAAUACGCCGUACAUCAGCGCUCCGUCGAGCCCCCCAAAUAACUUCACCGACAGCUCCUUCUUCGAAUUCAACCACCACCGAGAGCACCACCACAACAGCGCUCCUAACAGCCCCACCUCCUCCGCCGCCAUCUACGCCGCCUUCCGUAAGAACUCCGCCGCCACCCGCGGCAGCCGCCACUCAUCCGUCCCCUUCGACUGGGAAGAAAGGCCUGGCAGGCCCAAAUCCUCCGCUUUCGAUGAAAAAGAUGACUUCAACUUCGAUUUCGAUUUUUCUUUAGGUUUCAGCGACAAGAUCGCUCAGCCAUCGCCGGGGAAAGUGGAUUCCUUUCUCGCCGCCGACCAGCUGUUUGAGUUGGGAAAGAUAAGGCCUUUGAAGCCUCCCCCGCGACUCUACUCGCCGGUGAUGGGAGAGCAGAUCCCGAAGUCGCCGAGGAGCGGCGGAUUUCUAUCUCCCCUGCGCAGGGGAAGAAACCAACGGGACAAAGAAUUGGAUCCUUUCGUUCUGGCCAUGGUGGAGGCGACGAGAAGCCGAAGGGAAUCGAGGUCGUUUUCUCCAUUCGGAGGCAGGGGAAAAAGAGGAAGCUUUAUGAUUCCUGGAUCAUCUCCGCCUCGCAAUCCUUCAGACAUGGCCGAGAAGGGUGGGCGAGGUUGGAAGUAUCGGAUCAAGGAAUUUCUUCUGUUCCGGAGCUCGUCGGAGGGAGAAGGGUGUGGAGAAAGGAAAAAGAAUGAUUUUUGCGACUAUGGAAGUUCGUUGUCCUCAUCUUCAGCGUCGUCGAAUUCCUCAGUGUCGUCGGAAAAGGGGAAAACAAGAUUUGGUGUUGCCCGCAGCCGGCGGCCGCGGCGGCGGAUGCGGGGAGUUGAGCUGCUCGAGCUUCGGGACUGAGGACACGGCGGUGAUGAUCAAGAAGAAGACGGUGGGGCCGUACAAGCAAAAUACGUUCAUCGUCCGCAGCUUCGCCGCCGGGAAGUUUGCUGCGUCCUUCAUCCGCCGUCGGAGUUAACUCGACAUGAUGUUUAAUUUGGAAGAAAAUAUUCGUCCAGUGAUCUACGAGCAGCCAAUCAUCGAGCGUCGUC
This is a messenger RNA of Phalaenopsis equestris, 1345 nucleotides long. RefSeq lists its product as uncharacterized. NCBI's taxonomy places the organism in Eukaryota, Viridiplantae, Streptophyta, Magnoliopsida, Asparagales, Orchidaceae. The transcript has a single exon. Bases 222 to 1154 code for a protein of 310 amino acids. The record is from RefSeq and is a predicted model, not a curated record.